Anneissia japonica is the source of this 2580-nucleotide messenger RNA. RefSeq lists its product as uncharacterized. Bases 119 to 1477 code for a protein of 452 amino acids. The record is from RefSeq and is a predicted model, not a curated record. Gene Ontology annotation, molecular function: metallopeptidase activity. NCBI's taxonomy places the organism in Eukaryota, Metazoa, Echinodermata, Crinoidea, Comatulida, Comatulidae. The transcript has 7 exons.
AUGGUGACGAAGUAUUAUAUUGCUAAAAACACUAUUGAGUAUUUAUAAGCGUACCUGUAACAAUUCUCACAGUGGUUCUAUAUAUCUAUUUGACAUGCUCUCAAAAAGGUACGUUUAAAUGGAUUUUAAAGUACUGUUUGUUUCUUUUAUUUUGAUCUGGUAUGGGUUGACGGAAGCACGAACCUAUCGUUACUUAUCCAGAUCUAAAAGACAAGAUGUUGAAUGCAUUCCCAGAGGAAACGCGCUUACUACUUCUAUGUGCGAUCGCGUUAUCCCAAUUCCAGAUGAAAUUAAGCAAGAAUUUAGUCUGGAUCAAUUCUACCAUAACUAUACGAAUGCAUACGGAAUCCCGAUCCUGUCGUCUGGAGCGGUGCCGCUAGCAGCGAUGCAACGCGCGUGUUACACCGUACGAUUCAUGCUCGCUGAUCGUGAUGAUGUCCGUAACGCAAUGCACAACAAAUGUGCGCGUGUAUCGAUCAUCGGCUUGAAUGAAUUGACCAAUCAGAUUCCAGAAUAUUCAUUCUUACCCGACAGCGAAAAUGAACGUGCACGUGGGAUCGGGGGAACCCUGAACAAUCCUGUUACAACGGUCGCUGAAGAAAACCUACUGUGUCUAGACUAUGAGCAUGACAGGUGGUUUAGAGAAGACAUUGGUGUACACGAAUUUGCUCACGCUAUUCACAAGAUUGGCAUGAACACCGUUGAUUCUGGCUUUAGUAAACGUUUGAGAAAUGCUAAAAAUGCAGCCAUCAGUAUGGGCCUUUGGGAGUCAACCUACGCAGCAUCAAACGCUCAGGAGUAUUAUGCUGAGGGAGUGCAAAAGUUCUUUGGGGUCGACGUUAUUCAAGAAUAUACAGACGGCGUCCACAACAACAUCAGCAAUCGGAUUGAGUUACUCGAAUACGACCCGCAAUUGUAUUCUUUCGUGCUGGAAACGUUUCCAUGCGCAAACCACAUAGUUUCAAGGUGUGAAGAUCAAGCAUUAAUAUCAACUCAACCUUUGAUGAUGAAUUGCUAUAGUGAAAUGAUGGAAACCAUGGCUACUGCCGAAAAGGAAUUUACGGCCGAAGUCGCUACCGAAAAUGGUGAACCAUCUGCGAACGUCGUAUCAACGAUAAUCAGCACGAUGCGUACAGAACCUAAGACACCAACAGAGGCAGAAACUUCUACCGAAAAUGGUGGACCAUCUACGAAUGUCAUAUCAACGAUAAUCAGCACGAUGCGUACAGAACCUAAUACUCCAACAGUGACAGAUACUUUGUGCCUUGACCAGUACAGCUUAUGCAAUAUUUAUGCAACUGAAAGUAUGUGCAGAAAUUACCCUAUAAUUCAAAGACUUUGUCGGUUUAGUUGUCAUCUCUGUAAUGUGUGUAGUAAUUUCAACUCACAAUGUGAAUUAUGGUACGAAGAAGGAAUUUGUGAAAUCUAUCCAGGCUCUAUGAUGGCAAAUUGCAAGAAGGCAUGCCGCUGGUGUUAAUGUGUUUUGCUCCUUAAACAUUAGCGAGUAGCGAUAAAGCAUUGAUAACUAAUACAGUAUAUGGACUGGCUUUCUGGAACUCGCAUAAAAAAUGCUCAUUGGAACCUCAUAUCAACCCAACCUGGAUUCGAACCCGGAGGUUUACUACCGUUGAGAAUUAACAUAUAAUGUUCAUGAAUAACUACAAGAAAGUUUAUAUCUCUUUUCGUGCCACAUUUAUUAUUAUUAUUAUUAUUAUUAUUAUUAUUAUUAUAUAAGCCUAACUGUAGCUAUUUUAAAGAAUUUAUUACGGUACGUACAUGCAUAAAAACAUGUUCUUUUUCGAUUACCAAUGCUCGUCAAUGAAUAUGUUGUUUAAAAAAACACCAAGGAUAAUGAGAAGUAGUGCCUUGCCAGAAUUGUUAACAUACAAAACAGGAAAGACAUGAUUAGUGCAUCCGUCAUUCUUCUCGUUCCAUUACAUUUAAGUUGUCAUUCAUUUCUAGACAUGAUAAGUUGUGGUUUUGUGUGCUACAUCAUUUUAAUUUAUGGUACAAUAUACAGUGAAUUUUUUUAGUACUUUAUGUGAUAGGCUGAUCAUUAUCGUUUAAUUGAAUAAUUAUGCUGACUUUGAAAUAAAUCGCAAGAUUUUGUCCAAAUGUUUUUACCUUACCUUACCUUACAGAUGCACAAUAUCGAUAGUACUUUAAUUCAUUGUGAAGAUAACGAUGGGACGGAAGUUAUUCAGAAAAAUUAUCGACUAUACUGACAAUUAAUGUUGCUAUGCAAAACUGGGUGGCUUUGACAACGUCACCUAUUCUUCCAUGAGACGUUCAGUGGUGUUAAAAUCCAUAUCAUAUUGACCGGCUUUUAAAUUUGUCUGAAGAGUGUUUGAGCCUAUAUAGAUCUAAUUGCAAUAAAUAAUGUCAACGUAUUAGAUCAAUAUAAUCAUUGACAAAGUAGGGAUACUCUGCUUGUUCUACCGUGACCAGGCCUAUUAUUCAACACCAUAUACCGUCGUAGGUCUACUUAUAAAAUGAUGAUAAUAAAUAUUUGAGAAAAACGUAUGUUUCCAUCUGGAUUCAAACUCAAGACCUUCCGGCGGUUACAAUUCGGAUACUCUA